UGACGUAAAGUCAACAGACUGCAAGACAACUGACUUUGUUUGCAAAAAUUUUUGACAUCAAGACAAACAGCACAGCACAGUAAUGACAGAGCAUACAACAACACAAUGUUGACUUACACAAGAUGUUUGUGUAGAAUGCACAAUUACUUUUUUAAGCAAAGUACUAGAGCAUAUCAGAUACAAAAAUUAUACUCCAAGUCGAAGAAGUCUGGCGGAAAACGGAGAAUGGACGGGUGGUUGCAAUGUGGAAAAUACGGCGUGUUUGCGUGGUCGAUAUCAGGACUAGAGACGUGUGUCGUCGUCAAGUCUGACGAACUACUUGUUGCCUUUGACAUAGGCUACGCUGUUCGAGAAAGUGUUGGAUGUAAACAUGUUUUUAUAAGUCAUGGUCACAUUGAUCAUGUGGCGGGGUUGCCCCACCACGCUGCCAAGCGGUCUCUGUAUUCAAUGUCGAAGGCUCAGUACCACGUACCCACUCACCUAAUGGAGCAGAUGAAGAGUGUUGCCGAGGGUUAUAAAGUCAUGGCAGAAACAACGGAGGUGUUAGGCCAACUCAAUAUAAUACCUCUGGAUGAUAAUGCUACAGUGUGGCUUCCAAAUGGUCAUCUAGUGAAAGCGUUCCCGACAGUGCACCGGGUGAAGAGUCAGGGUUACCUGGUGUACAAAGAACACAAGAAGCUGAAGCCCAAGUUCGUGGGUAAACCGGGUCACGAGCUAGCUGUGCUCAACAAGCAGGGGGUCGACAUCCACGACAUCACCACGGUACCCGAACUCGCAUACACAGGUGAUACCAUGAUGGAUCUCUUUCUGAAUCCACCAACCCCAGACCUGCUGAAUGUGAAGGUGCUCAUCACGGAAGCCACAUACAUUGAUAACGAGCCGGGGAAGGACAUGAUCCAGCUGGCUCGCAAACGGGGACACCAGCAUCUAGCUGAGAUCGUCCAGAACGCAGAUCUCUUCAAGAAUAUUCAACAUAUUGUGCUGAUGCACUUCUCAGACAAAUACUCCACAGAGUACAUCAGAACUCUCACCUCCGUGCAGUUACCGCCAUCUUUAAGAGAGAAAGUUUUGUUGGCCACAUGGGCAAAAGAACGAUCAUAGCUGUAGUACUAGUAUUAGAUCAUAUCUGUAAUACUUGUAUUCGUGUUAUAUAAACUAUGUCAUGCAAUAUAGUUUGAACAAUUGCGGGUAUAAGCAACAAUUUUAUAUGGUUGGUUUUUAUUUUCUAGUUUUGUUCUUUUACUGUUACAUAUAAAAGACAUUAGGAGUGCUGUUGUUUUUUUAAUACAAAUAAAAUGAAGACUUU
This is a messenger RNA of Gigantopelta aegis, 1306 nucleotides long. RefSeq names its product tRNase Z TRZ1-like. NCBI's taxonomy places the organism in Eukaryota, Metazoa, Mollusca, Gastropoda, Neomphalida, Peltospiridae. Bases 106 to 1101 code for a protein of 331 amino acids. The transcript has 4 exons. The record is from RefSeq and is a predicted model, not a curated record.